This is a messenger RNA of Lucilia sericata (common green bottle fly), 1625 nucleotides long. RefSeq names its product lachesin (gene DIP-gamma). NCBI's taxonomy places the organism in Eukaryota, Metazoa, Arthropoda, Insecta, Diptera, Calliphoridae. The record is from RefSeq and is a predicted model, not a curated record. The transcript has 9 exons. The coding region runs from base 172 to 1491 and encodes 439 amino acids. Gene Ontology annotation, cellular component: neuron projection.
UCAACUUCCCCAUGACAACCCAAAAGACAAAUCUUUAUCCUAGAAAAUUAACACUACAUUAAGAUCGUUUGAAACCCAGAAGUGAGGAGAGCGAAAGUAAGAGAAGUUUUAAGAGAACUUCUCCAAAAUAAAGUUACUGUGAUUUUUAACAAAGAAAACAAAUCAACAAAAAUGAAACAAAUACAUCCAUUAUUAGUCAUAUUCCUAUUUAUGGCCACAAAAUGUCCAAAUUCUUCAUCACAAAAUUUAAAUGAGCCAAAUAUGCAAUUAGAUCCCGAUCCAGAAUUUAUUGGUACUAUAAAUAAUGUAACAUUUCCAGCGGGUAGAGAGGCAAUCUUAGCCUGUUCUGUAAGAAAUUUGGGGAAAAAUAAGGUGGGUUGGCUAAGAGCUUCCGAUCAAACAGUUUUAGCUUUACAGGGUCGUGUAGUAACCCAUAAUGCACGCAUAAGUGUCAUGCAUGAAGAUAUGCAUACUUGGAAGUUGAAAAUCAGUAAAUUAAGAGAAAGUGAUCGUGGCUGUUAUAUGUGCCAAAUAAAUACCAGUCCCAUGAAGAAACAAGUGGGAUGUAUUGAUGUGCAAGUUCCUCCCGAUAUUAUUAACGAAGAAUCUUCCUCCGACUUGGCCGUUCAGGAAGGCGAAGAUGCUACUCUCAUCUGUAAAGCUACUGGUAAUCCUCAGCCUCGUGUUACUUGGCGUCGUGAGGAUGGUGAAAUGAUUUUAUUGCGUAAACCCGGCAGCCGAGAGUUGAUGAGAGGUGUGUAUGUGGAGUCUUAUCAGGGUGCUGCCUUAAAACUGGUGCGUUUGGAGAGAAGACAAAUGGGUGCCUAUUUGUGUAUAGCUUCGAAUGAUGUACCGCCUGCGGUCAGUAAAAGGGUGUCGUUAAGUGUGCAGUUUGCCCCCAUGGUUCGUGCACCCAGUCAAUUGCUUGGCACUCCUCUCGGUUCGGAUGUUCAGCUGGAAUGUCAUGUUGAAGCUUCUCCCUCACCGGUUUCAUAUUGGCUUAAGGGUGCUCGUACACCCAGUGGUUUUGCUAGUGUUUCUAGCAAUAGUUUGGAAACGGGACAGCCAGGACCCGAAAUGUUAUUAGAUGGACCCAAAUAUGCCAUAACAGAAAAACGUGACGGCUAUAGAGGUGUAAUGCUUUUGACCGUACGUUCAUUUUCACCCUCCGAUGUUGGGACAUAUCAUUGUGUAAGCACAAAUUCAUUGGGAAGAGCCGAGGGUACGCUGAGAUUGUAUGAAAUCAAAUUACAUCCCGGUAUCGCAACCAUAAAUGAUGAUCAAUUAAAUUUUAUAGGAGGAUUAGAAGAAUCACGUAAUGCAGCCUCCACCAACCUAGUGAAACAACGAAUAUCCUGGCUACAAUUAACACUAACAUUUUUAUUAUUUUCCCGUAAUUUAAAAAUACAACUGUCAUCAUUAUUAUCAACAACCACAGCAACAACAAUAACAACUUUAAGCUGUUUGACAUUAUCUUUUGCAACAAGAUGAUGCAAUAAUUUCUGUGGCCGGAAGUAAAACCAACAAACAAACAUAUAAAAAAUAUUGAAAAAAAAAAAAACAAAAAAACAAAAAUGUAUAAUUUGUAUACAUACAAAACCAAAACAACACACACACUUAUACAA